UAGCACUGAGCCAGCGGAGGCAGGAAAUCGGGGCUGGUCCCGGGCGGCGCGCAGCCCUGUCUCUAUCUCGGCUCUGCUGCGCGUUCACCACCCCACCCCCUGCCCCCGGCCUCGCCAUGGACGCUACGGAGACAGAGCUAACCCCAGCUCCCGAGGGCAGGAAGAGGUACAGUGACAUCUUCCAGAGCCUGGACAACCUCGAGAUAUCAUUGGGGAACGUGGCUUUUGACCCCCUGGUUGGAGACCUUGUACUCAGAGAAGACCUGGAGCCUGAGAAGAUUGCCACAGUCACAGCGGUGAAUGAGGAGUGCAGUGAAGCCAGCUGUUGGAGUGAUCCCUCCCCAGAGGGUCCUGGACCCCUCACAGAGGAAGAACUAGAUUUGCGACUCAUUCGGACCAAAGGCGGUGUGGAUGCUGCCCUGGAGUAUGCCAAGGCAUGGAGCCGAUAUGCCAAGGAGCUGCUGGCCUGGACAGACAAGAGAGCCAACUAUGAGCUCGAGUUUGCUAAGAGUGUCAUGAAGAUCGCUGAGGCCGGCAAGGCGUCCGUUCUCCAGCAGAGCCAAAUGCCACUCCAGUACAUCUACACCUUGUUUCUGGAGCAUGACCUCAGCCUGGGAUCCCUGGCCGUGGAAACGCUGGCCCAGCAGAAGAGAGAUUACCACCAGCCUCUAGCAGCCAAAAGGAUGGAAAUUGAAAAGUGGAGGAAGGAAUUCAAGGAACAGUGGCUGAAGGAGCAGAAACGCAUGAAUGAGGCAGUGCAGGCACUGCGGCGCGCCCAGCUCCAGUACACUCAACGCAGAGAAGACCUGUGGGCACGUUCCCAGGGGUCCCCUGAGGACCCUCCUCCCCAGGCGUCUCCCGGAUCCAGCAAGCAGCAGGAGCGCAGACGGCGCUCCCGAGAGGAGGCACAGGCCAAGGCACAAGAGGCGGAGGCUCUAUACCAGGCCUGUGUUCGGGAGGCCAAUGCACGCCAGCAGGAUCUGGAGACCACCAAGCAGCGCAUAGUGUCACAUGUACGCAAGCUGGUGUUGCAAGGAGACGAAGUGCUUAGGCGGGUGACGCUGGGCCUGUUUGAGCUGCGAGGGGCACAGGCAGAGCGAGGACCUCGUGCCUUCUCUGCUCUGGCUGAGUGCUGUGCACCCUUUGAGCCCGGCCAGCGCUACCAGGAGUUUGUGCGAGCACUGCAGCCUGGGGCUCCGCCACCGCCCUCUCCUGCCUUCUGCUUCCAGGAGUUCACACCUGUGGUGCACAGUUCCCCUCAGGACACAAAAAAGAAGUUUUCAGGGCCCCUACAUGCAAGGCUGGAGGAGGGUUCCUCCGAGCCUGGCCCUUGGGACGAUACCAGCUUAGGCAGCCAGGGGAUGCCAGGCCCUACUCCAGGCAGUGAUGUGGACAGUGUAGGUGGUGGUCAUGAAUCCCAGUCUCUGGAUUCCCCUACUUCCAGCCCAGGCGCUGGCACUCGGAGGCUUGUGAAGGCAUCAUCUACAGGCACUGAGUCCUCUGAUGACUUUGAGGAGCGAGACCCUGACCUGGGGGACGGGAUGGAGAAUGGACUAGGCAGCCCCUUCAGGAAGUGGACACUGUCCACAGCCGCUCAGACCCACCGGCUACGGCGGCUGCGUGGCCCAGCCAAGUGCAGAGAAUGUGAAGCCUUCAUGGUCAGCGGGACAGAGUGUGAAGAGUGCUUUUUGACCUGUCACAAGCGCUGCCUGGAGACCCUCCUCAUCCUUUGUGGACAUCGGCGGCUUCCAGCCCGGAUGCCUCUCUUUGGGGUUGACUUCCUACAACUCCCCAGAGAUUUCCCUGAGGAGGUGCCCUUUGUGGUCACCCGAUGCACAGCUGAGAUAGAGCACCGUGCCCUUGGCCUACAGGGUAUCUAUCGGGUCAGUGGGUCUCGAGUGCGUGUGGAGCGGCUCUGCCAGGCCUUUGAGAAUGGCCGAGCACUGGUUGAACUGUCCGGAAACUCUCCUCAUGAUAUCACCAGUGUCCUCAAGCGAUUUCUUCAGGAGCUCACUGACCCCGUGGUCCCCUUCCACUUCUACGACGCCUUCAUCUCUCUGGCAAAGACCCUGCAUGCAGACCCUGGGGACAGCCCUGGGACCCUCAGCCCCAGCCCUGAGGUUAUCCACUCGCUGAAGACCCUCCUGGUGCAGCUGCCUGACUCUAACUACAGCACCCUGCGGCACCUGGUGGCCCAUCUGUUCAGGGUGGCAGCUCGGUUUGAAGAAAACAAGAUGUCUGCCAACAACUUGGGAAUUGUGUUUGGGCCUACGCUGCUGCGGCCACCAGAUGGACCCAGGGCCCCCAGUGCCAGUCCCAUGGCCUGUCUUCUGGACUCCAGUCACCAGGCUCAGCUUGUUGAGUUCCUCAUUGUGCACUAUGAGCAGAUCUUUGGAGUGGAUGAGCUCCCUCUGGCCUCUGAGCCCCUGACCCAAGACCCUGGCCUGGCUCUUGCACUCCUCGAAUCCAGUCCCCAGCACCCAGCCUCACUUCUUGCCCAAGACACACAGCCCCUGACCAUAGCCUCAGACUCCAGCCCAGACCCCAAACACCACAGUGCCCUGGAGAAGUGUCCCGAGGUCACACCUCCUGAGAUUGCAACUCUGCAGAGGGACCAAAGGGAGGAGAAGGAGGUGGAAAGCACCGGAGAUGGGGCAGGGGAAGGGUCCACCCACAACCCUGAGGACUUGCUCCUGGGAACACAAUCUCGGGGCCACUUCAGCCGCCAGCCAGUGAAGUAUUCCCGGGGGGGUGUACGACCAGUCACUCAUCAACUGUCCAGCUUGGCUCUGGUGGCUUCCAAGCUGUGUGAGGAGACUCCUGUCACUGUCUCAACAGUGCACAGAGGUAGUUUGAGGGGACGAAGCCUGGGCCCUGCUGGUGCCUCCCCUGAAGGCAGCCCCCUGCGCCGGAACCCUCUGCCCAAGCACUUUGAGAUCACCCAGGAGACGGCCCGGCUACUCUCCAAGCUGGACAGUGAGUCUGUGUCCAGGGCCACUUGUUGUGCUGAUGCUGAGCCUGAGGAAUCUGAGGAGCAUCUCUGAUCACCCACCAUCCUGUGGGACCCAGGACUGAGUUGAUGGCCCUAUAUAUCUACCGACCUGCCCCACCUGGUGACCAAACCAAGUCAGUGGAUGUGGGGAGGGAUGAGGUUACCAGAGUUGAGUAAGGAAGACCACCCAUCUUGGGGAAAUCCUAAGACACUUGGUUGCUGUCUCAACAUCUCCCUGCUAGAGGAGGUUAAAACAGCAAGGCAACACAGGCACACAGGUGAUUCAGGAUCAAUACUCAAUGGUCAACACAGGUCCAAAGAUCCUUGGGGUCUGCUCCAGUCUCUGACCUCUGAGACAGAUGUCUGACCACUUUGAUCAUAAUGGCUCCUGGCCCUGCUGCCUCUUGCCUCCUUGACAGAUUCCAGGUGGGUGGGUGGGUGUGGCUCAGCCCUGUCACCUUCUGUUACGUCUUUCUUUCAUUGUUGAGACACUGUCUUGUGUAGCUCUGGCUGGUCUGGAACUCCCUAUGUUAACCAGAUUGUUAUAGAACUCAUAGAAAUACUCUGCCUCCCAAGUGCUGGCCAAGUCAGGAUUCUUACAACAAACCCAUAUCCUGCCGCGGGUGAGAUACCUGAGCAAAUGGUGCUUGUUACAAAACCUCACCCAUCUUAGCUGGAUCUUCCAGUCCCACAUGGUGGAAGGAGGGAGCCAGUUACUGCAAAAUGUCUGACCUCUACACAUAAACAGGCACAUGCACAAAUAAAAUUAAUUUUUUUUUUUUUUUCGUUUUUCGAGACAGGGUUUCUCUGUGUAGCUUUGCGCCUUUCCUGGGACUCGCUUGGUAGCCCAGGCUGGCCUCGAACUCACAGAGAUCCACCUGGCUCUGCCUCCCGAGUGCUGGGAUUAAAGGCGUGCGCCACCACCGCCCGGCUUAAAAUUAAAUUUUAAUUAAAAAAAAAAAGUCCACUGUUCAGUGGUGGCACAUGCCUUUGAUCCCAGCACUCAGGAGGCAGAGGCAGGCGGAUCUCUGAGUUCAAGGCCAGCCUGGUCUGU
Peromyscus californicus insignis is the source of this 4046-nucleotide messenger RNA. RefSeq names its product GEM interacting protein (gene Gmip). Bases 117 to 3044 code for a protein of 975 amino acids. Gene Ontology annotation, molecular function: GTPase activator activity. Gene Ontology annotation, biological process: activation of GTPase activity; signal transduction; negative regulation of GTPase activity. The record is from RefSeq and is a predicted model, not a curated record. The transcript has 21 exons. Gene Ontology annotation, cellular component: plasma membrane. NCBI's taxonomy places the organism in Eukaryota, Metazoa, Chordata, Mammalia, Rodentia, Cricetidae.